UAGAACCAAAUUCUCUGACAAAUAAAAGUUGGAGAAGUUGAGUAUUUGCUUAUUAGUGCUUCUAAUUAGCAUUUGGCUGACUACCACAGGAGCUUUUGCAAAUCAGUGUGGCAGUGAAGUUGAAGAUGUUAGUGGUGCCAAUAAUGUCAUGGUGGAACAAUCAGCAAAUAAUUUGAGAGCAACAUAUUAUUUGUAUAAUCCACAGAACAUUGGGUGGGAUUAUAUAAGGGCUAGUGUUUACUGUGUAAAUUGGGAUGCUAAUACGCCAUUAACAUGGUGGAGAAAGUACGGCUGGACUACUUUCUGUGGUCUUUCUGGUCCUCGAGGUCGACCUUCUUGCGGCAGGUGCUUGCGGGUGACAAAUAUUAGGACAAGGGCUCAGGCAACUGUGAGAAUUGUGGACCAAUGCAGUAAUGGAGAGCUAGAUUUAGACGUCAAUGUUUUCCGUCGACUAGAUACUGAUGGAGAGGGAAACAGGCCAGGCCAUCUCAUUUUCAAUUACCAGUUCGUGAACUGUGGUCACGACCUCGAGGUUCCUCUGCUUUCUUUUGUUGACAAAAAAUAAACAUAAAACAGAACAUGGCAAUGCAGUGCUAGUGUUUUCUGAAGGUGAUAGUAAUGUAUCAACCUUGAUAAAGUAUGUAAGCUCUUUUGGCACACCUCAGGUGCUUCUUGAGCAGUAUAAAGCAGAAUAAAUAUGGAGCCUUUUCACGUAAAAAAAAAAAGGUUG
Molecule: messenger RNA, 730 nt
Organism: Capsicum annuum
Lineage: Eukaryota; Viridiplantae; Streptophyta; Magnoliopsida; Solanales; Solanaceae
Product: wound-induced protein WIN2-like
Exons: 1
Coding region: 149-565 (138 amino acids)
Biological process (GO): defense response to bacterium; defense response to fungus
Molecular function (GO): RNA nuclease activity
Source: RefSeq, a predicted model, not a curated record